Messenger RNA from Microdochium trichocladiopsis, 3151 nucleotides. RefSeq lists its product as uncharacterized. Gene Ontology annotation, molecular function: DNA-binding transcription factor activity. The record is from RefSeq and is a predicted model, not a curated record. The transcript has 3 exons. Lineage: Eukaryota; Fungi; Ascomycota; Sordariomycetes; Xylariales; Microdochiaceae. Bases 201 to 2846 code for a protein of 881 amino acids.
CAGACAAUGGCCAUUCUUGCUAGCCUCACCACCUCUCAGCAUUGUCAAAUGCCAGCCUGAGCACGUCUCCCAGCCGAAUGCCGUCCAGACGUGGCCUGCCGUCCAUGCUGCUACCUCGGUGAUCUUGCCUCGCGUGGUGUCCACCCGCACACCGCAUCCCAGCGCAGCUACAGCAUCGCCGUCGUCGGGCUUACUCUUCGAUGGAGCCCGCGGCGAAGAAGAGGAGACUCGCUCCCAAGGUCGAGGCCCAGGGAAGCCCGACGCCGGCGCAUUAUGCCUAUGAGUCUCCGUCUGCCGUAGUGCCACCGCCCCCCGCUCAAGAUGCAAGCCUCCCACCGCCUCCCGAGAGGCUCGAGUUCGAAUCUUUCGCCAGGCACCUACAGGAUGCGGCUAUGCUCAUAAGCCGACAGACGCAAAAAUCUCUCCACACAAGGGCCUCCGUCUUGAUGCUGCGCUGGGAAGGCAGUGGAGCCGACACACCCGAGGCUGACACGGACACUCUGGAACAUCUCCUUCGCGAUCGUUAUGGCUAUGCGACACAUCGAUACAACAUUCCGAACAGCUCGAAAGCUAGUCUGAAGCUGGGAGUGCGGAUCCAAUCGUUCUUGGAGAGCCAAGGGCCUGAACACCUCUUGAUUGUGUACUAUGCCGGGCACAGUGUUAUGGGUGCGGACAACGAGCUGCAUUGGACCAGUGAAAUUCGUGACGAUGCCCCAAGAAUAGUAUGGAAGGGCCUGCGUUGCUUGUUCGAAGAGUCGUCAUCUGAUAUAUUGUUUCUCUUCGACACGUAUGCGGCUUACGAAGCGCCAUUCCAGCAUAGCGCCAGCGUGCAAGAUGUUCUGGCAUGCGGGACUAUCGACAGCAAGCCUCGCGCACAUGUGGCACACUCAUUUACGGUCCAGCUUGCAGACGCAUUCUACAGGCUUUCGGGCGAGCGAGCCUUCACGCCUGAGCAUUUGUUUCAUUAUAUCGUUAUUCAGCGACGACACGAGCUGGCACAUGCAACAGACUUCCCCAAUGGCACAGGCAGGCUCGAUUUCCAGCACGAUCAUCUGCCGUUGCUCUACAAGUUGGCUGCAGGCACUGGGCGAAGCCUGACGCUUACGCCUUUGCCAUUACCAGAUACAUCAUCCGGAAACCAAUCAGAGGGAGACACUGCGAAAGGUUUUGAAGAUGCAAUCAUACGACCGAGUAUGGUCGCGGGCUUGACGUUUGACGAGCAGAGAGUCUUGGUUUGCACAACCUAUGUUGGCGAGGCGAGUCCGGACAUGUCAUCUUUCCACAACUGGCUCAAGCAAAGGGCUGGGGACGUAUCGACGAUCAGUGUGGAGGGCAUGUUUCUGGGACCACCGACUAUGCUUCUCAUCUCGAUGCCAAUGUCUGUGUGGAACAUUGUCCAGCACGACAAGGUCUGCUGCUAUCUCGGAUAUGUCAGCUCGCACAACAUGACUCAUCUGUACGAACGUUUGAUCCAGUCGCCUGCAAUCAAGACGGCCGUUGCGGAGGAUAUGGAAGCCGGCCGGGUGCUUCUAGCUGCACGGCAUUCAGCUACAGCGAACCAUACUGGUCAGCGACAUGAUGCGUCUUCGAAAACAUCACAGGUACUGCCAGAGACCCCCGUGCGCUUGAACGAGCGACUUGAUCCUCAUAGUCUGCCACGAUCCAAUUCCGCUCGAAAGCCUUUGUACACGCAUUCGUCCAGUCGCCCGGCGAAAUCGGCCAGGCCCGAUCCUGAAGAUUCCGCCGAGAUGAAGGAGGCUGCAGAACAGCUCAGCGCCUUGAGUCAUAUGCGCCAUCUGAGCGAUGAUGCAGGACAAGCGAGCUCGCCCCUUGGGGACCACCGGGCCAAGCGUGACUUUGAUGUCGUCACCCCGGACACCUCGAGUACAUCUAUUGUGCCUGAAAUAAACUCCGCUGGUGGUCACGAUUCAACCCCAUCGAAAGGGAAGCAGCAGCGGCGGAGCCUCACCAAGCAGCUACCACGUCAGGAGACUCGAUGUGAUCAUUGCAGCCACGCACCGUUCAAGGAUACGUCGUCACUGCGCAAGCACAUCGCUGCUGCUCAUACACGGCCGUUCCCAUGCGCAUUCUCGUUCGCAGGAUGCUCGAGCACUUUUGGAUCCAAAAACGAGUGGAAGAGGCAUAUCGCAUCACAGCACUUGUGCCUCACGUACUACCGGUGCACGGCUUGUCCACAGAGCGCCAGCGAGGGCAAGGGCAAUGAGUUUAACCGCAAGGAUCUCUUCACUCAACACUUGCGACGGAUGCAUGCGCCUUUUGCAAUCAAGAAGGCUCUCACGAAAGGCGACAGCAAGCUGCAGAUCGAGUGGGAGACUCAUGUCAAGGAGAUGCAGCAGUCGUGUCUAGUCGUACGGCGGAGACCGCCGCAGCGUUCAGCGUGCCCAAAGCCAGACUGCGCGAGCGUGUUUGAGGGUCCGACAUCGUGGGACGAGUGGACCGAGCAUGUCGGGCGGCACAUGGAGAAGAGUGAAGCCGGGCGUCUGAACGUCGAUCCGCUGCUGGCUCAAUGGGCACUGGAUGAAGGCGUGAUAGAACGCAGGGCCGAUGGCGAGUAUCGACUAUUGAAUGGUAUGGGGUCUUCAUCCCCUGUCGAGGGCGGCGGCGGCGGCAGCGGCAUUGUGAGUAUUAAUCACACGACUGAGGUGUAUCACCGUGAAGCGAAGGAGCAGGCCAACGAUGUUGCUCAGCUUGAUCAUGGCAAGCAGCAUGAACGAGACGAGGAGUACAACCACGUUGGCAAGCAUGACUACAAAGAUGACCUUGAGAAUGAGCGCACUAUCGUGGCUGCCUCGACGCUCAGCACGGCGAUGGAGGUCGAUCGGUGAUGACAGAGGGCCGGCGGCAUGCCGAGUCGCAUGGCGUACUGUUUGUGCAUUUUAGCGGUCAUGCGUAAGAAUUCCUCGAUAGAUGGCACAUAUCACGACGGACACGACGGCAUGGGCCCUCUCUUUGUCCGGCAGGGCACGACCAGAUACGAGGUCUGGCCACGUUGGACGGCAUAGACAUGAGUCGGGGAGGCGUUUUUGAACUUGAGCGACCCUGCAUCUUUGUUUCACAUGGCUUUUUGUUGUUUGAUAUGACUAAAUGACGAAUACAAAUCACGACUGACGACCUAACUGAAUCAACAUAC